Felis catus (domestic cat) is the source of this 3659-nucleotide messenger RNA. Its product is annotated as olfactory receptor 10J1-like. Gene Ontology annotation, molecular function: olfactory receptor activity; G protein-coupled receptor activity. The coding region runs from base 2594 to 3526 and encodes 310 amino acids. NCBI's taxonomy places the organism in Eukaryota, Metazoa, Chordata, Mammalia, Carnivora, Felidae. The record is from RefSeq and is a predicted model, not a curated record. The transcript has 7 exons. Gene Ontology annotation, biological process: G protein-coupled receptor signaling pathway. Gene Ontology annotation, cellular component: membrane.
UGUUUCAAGAACUCAGCCUUGAAAGAUAAGGUGUCCUUGAGGUUGUCUUGACUAAAUUACUGUAACUAACCCCCCUGAGCCCCUCUGCAUAACCUUUUCAGGUUCUGGCUGGGGCGUGUGGAGGUCUAUCUCUCUUGCUGGUCACCCAAGACCAGCCUCGCUGCGCUGUGAGCUCCGAGAAACCCUAUGGACCAGGACUAGACUUCUUAGGAAGGAGCGCCAAUUGGUUCGAGAUGGUUCUCCGGGAGGGCAAAGGUCACGCCGACUCUUCAAGCAGUUGCAAAAUGAGCCAGCUGCCCACCAACAGAGGCUGCAGGUGAAAAGAGUUGUAGGAAGAACGUGGCCUGGAGCAGGAGGCCUAGGGGGCGGGGCGAGUCCCUGCUCCUCCCCGCACCUCCUAUUGGCUGAGCCGGGGCAGGUGACACCGGGCAGGUGCCUCGGGCAGCAACCACGGGAGCUCCGCCAAGUGUAAAAGGCUUUUGGCGGGACCACCCGGAGCUGGCGGGGCUGCCUGGCAAGUCCACCAACGUCUCGCUAUUUGCUAACGUGACCGGCGUUCAGUGUCCCGAGUGGGAGGAUGUGACUCUCAGAAGACCAGAGAAACAGGCUGCUGAGUGGAAACAGGAUUGUUUUGGAAAGGAAGGUCUUGGUCUGGGUUGAAGGACGGAAAGACAGCAAUCCCUUUCUGCAGCGCAGAGCUGAAAUGGCUCCUCAGACAUCUCCCAUGCCUCCAGAGAACCUUGAUGGAGACGGUCAUGCUGAGCCAGAAACUAAAUGAACCGGAGAGCAGAUCUGCUGUGUCAUUCUCUCCCCAGCAAGAUCCAAGAAUGAACCAACGGGAGCACAAGGAAUGGGCCUGACAGAAGUCUCUGCCCUUUCCAAGUGUGGGAGCUGGGUCUCCCUCGAUGGGAAUUAGGCUGGGAUGUAUGUCCAGUGAGCCUUAAGGAAAGUGGCUAUGGGCUGAAGCCGGACAAGACAAGACCUGGCCGCCAUACCCCUCUGCUUGCCCCAGUCGUUUUUGGAUAUGCUUCAAGAGGCUGUCUGUUCUCUAGUCCUGAGAAACUAGAAUGUAGGGUCUUUUCUUUGUAAGCUCAUCCAGUAUUCCCAUGGGUUACUUAAUGGAACUCAAUGCACUAUUAGUUCCUGAAAUCCCAACAAUCCCCAACAAUGAGUCAACGGAUGAAAACAUCUCCCUCAUCUGCUACCCAAGUUCCUAACGAAACUCUCGAGACAAAGCCCUAGGGCUCUCCCAUCCCUAUCUCUUGGUACCUCAGAGAGAAUCUCAAAAGGAUGGUCCCAGGACACUUGGGGCAAGGGAGUUGCUUUUCUUGGGGCUGAUAAAUAUCCAAAGCUCUAAAGUCUGGAGUUUAUGAGGUUGAAUUUUUUUUCCUGGGCCAUUUCCCAAGCCAAAGGAAUCACUGUCCUCAGCUUCAAGCAACAUGGCAAUCAUUUGAGGUUUUCUCUGAUACUAGAGAAGCCUGAAUUUUCCUUGCUUUGUACAUUUUAGCUUCCCUGGUACAUGGCUCUUGAACACAAGGUGUUUUUACUGGCUUCCUUUGAAUAGAUUCAGCCCUUUCGAUGACUUUUAAAAAAUCAGUCUGGAAAGUGAUUCCUUCUUCCUUUCGCCGAGGUCAGAAGCAGUGAGUGGCUGCAGGUGGGACUUAAGUGAAAAUGGAGACACGAGAGAGGACAUGACAGUAAUCUUCCACUAUCGGGCUGAAAAGGAAAUAGAAGCGUGGAGGGAUGUUUUUGGCUAAAGAUCCAGAAUCCAAGAAAACAGAAAGUGCUGUAAAGUGUUGCUCUUCUCAGUGAUAUGGAUUCCACAGAGGUAGGGAAUAGGGAGAGAAUGCAAACUGGUUUCUUCAAAGGUCCCCAGUUUAUAAUUCUGAAGGAAUUAGAAAAGAGAGGCUCGGCGUCUACUCAUGAGUCAGCCUACCCGUGAAAAUUCACAGCCAAGCACAAGCUGGAAAACACGCAAAUACACAGGGGACUCGAGAACCAGUUAGGGAACAACAUGUAGCGACUGACCUACAGUGGGCGGGUGCCCAUCGGCAGGGCCCGGCUCCGUCCGUGCUGAAGAAACAGGGGAAUGUGUCUGGUUGAAAACUCCUGUCGGGAGGCAGUCAGGUCUGAAGCUGUUGAAUGAUUUGUGAAAAGAUGCAGACAAGCGCAACAGGGACAAAGCAAACGCUCGGACCCCUCGGAGCAGAGAGCGAUGUCCCACUUGGCAACGCAGAAGCUAAGACCUUGAAGAAGAUGGUCGAAAUUGUGGCUUCAACGAGGUAGAAGAGGUUGACAGAUUUGUUUCGGGUAAACAAAAAUCUGAGGUUGUAAUUCACGAGAAAGUUCGUCUCAAGUUGAUGAGUUUUCUAUUCCUUUAGCUCCAGCUCCCUCCGAACACCAAACCAGGACACCUCUUCCCAACUUGCCCUGGGUGUUUUCCGCCUCUCACCUACAGGUGCAGGAGGCCCCAUUAACCUGGCACAUCUGACGGGCGGGUCCUUUUUGCCCCUUCUUCUAGUCCUGAGCGGGCGCUGGGUGCUGGCCCGGUCUGACUGACUGAGUCUCCACCCCUUAGACACAGCAUUCAUCGAUGAAGAGAGAGAACCAUACCGCGGUGGGUGAAUUUGUUCUCCAGGGUUUUUCCAGCUUUCGUGAACACAAGAUCAUCCUCUUUGUGAUAUUUCUUACCUUGUACCUUUUAACUCUGGCUGGCAAUGUCAUCAUUGUGACAGUCAUCAGCUUUGCUCGUCACCUGCACACCCCCAUGUACUUCUUCCUUGGUGUUCUUUCCACUUCUGAGACUGUCUACACACUGGUCAUUGUACCGCGGAUGCUUUGCAGCCUCACAGGCCUGAGUCAGCCCAUCUCCUUGGCUGGCUGUGCCACCCAGAUGUUCUUCUUCAUCACCUUGGCCAUCAACAACUGCUUCCUGCUCACGGCGAUGGGGUAUGACCGCUAUGUGGCCAUCUGCAACCCCUUGAGGUACACGGUCAUCAUGAACAAGAGGGCGUGUGCCCUGCUCGUAUCAGGGGCUUGCAGCAUUGGGCUGUUUGUGGCCAUCAUUCAGAUUUCCUCUGUAUUCAGACUGCCCUUUUGUGACAGAGAGGUGGCCCACUAUUUCUGUGACAUCCGCCCAGUUAUGAAACUCUCCUGUGCUGAUACCACUCUACAUGACAUAAUUAAUUUUAUCAUCAGCUCACUCGUUAUUGUGGUUCCCAUGGGCCUGGUCUUCAUCUCCUACAUCCUCAUCGUCUCCACCAUCCUCAAGAUCCCCUCCGCCCGGGGCCGGAAGAAGGCCUUUGCCACCUGCGCCUCUCACCUCACGGUGGUCGUCUUCCACUACGGCUGUGCCUCCGUCGCCUACCUCAAGCCCAAGUCGGAGAACACCAGGGAUCAGGACCAGCUGAUCUCGGUGACCUACACCGUCAUCACCCCCCUGCUGAACCCGGUGGUGUACACCCUGAGGAACAAGGAGGUCAAGGAUGCUCUUCACCGUGCUAUUCGCAAAAACCCUCUUGCUUAGGAUCUAUGGCAGUUUGCCUGUCAUCUUCUGGGUAUUUCAUAAUCUCAAAAAAAAAAAUUGGAUUUAUUCUCUACCCAGAAAAAGUUGCAGGAUGUGGUGGUGGCUUCAGUGAGGAGUCUAGAGUUGCCCUGAC